Tachysurus fulvidraco (yellow catfish) is the source of this 532-nucleotide messenger RNA. RefSeq names its product ribosomal protein L37a (gene rpl37a). Gene Ontology annotation, biological process: translation. The coding region runs from base 150 to 428 and encodes 92 amino acids. Gene Ontology annotation, cellular component: ribosome. The record is from RefSeq and is a predicted model, not a curated record. The transcript has 4 exons. Lineage: Eukaryota; Metazoa; Chordata; Actinopteri; Siluriformes; Bagridae. Gene Ontology annotation, molecular function: structural constituent of ribosome.
AGUCUAAAAUACAAAAGUCCACAUUUUCCCAGUUCAUUCCUAACUAGUCUGUCCUUCAAUAUCCCAGAAUCCCUAGCGGUCGUGUAUGGGGUAAAUCGCGCACGCGCACUUAAUCCUCCCUCUUUGGCUUCGCACCUCUUCAAACUAAAAUGGCCAAACGCACCAAGAAGGUGGGAAUUGUUGGGAAAUAUGGCACUCGUUAUGGUGCCUCCCUCAGGAAGAUGGUGAAAAAGAUUGAGAUCAGUCAGCACGCCAAGUACACCUGCUCCUUCUGUGGCAAGACCAAGAUGAAGAGACGAGCUGUUGGCAUCUGGCACUGUGGGUCCUGCAUGAAAACUGUUGCUGGAGGUGCCUGGACAUACAACACAACGUCUGCUGUCACAGUCAAGUCUGCCAUCAAGAGACUGAAGGAGAUGAAGGACCAGUAAACUGGGACUGUUUUUGUACAGAUGAAAUCCACCUUGUCUCGGACUCUGCAUUUUCAAUGUGGCUCGUUGGAACAUCCCACAAUAAAUUUAAGUCUUGAGCUGGA